AUGGGUGAAUACGACCAAUUUCAUACCAACGAGGUGCCCUUUUCUCAAAGACCCAUUAUAAUCCUCGGUGCAGGGAUCAUUGGUUGUGCAACUGCUCGGCAAUUGCUGCUGAAUGGAUUCCCCGUGGUAUUGGUGGCCGAAUAUCUACCGGGAGACCAGAAUAUCUACUAUGCUUCGGCUUGGGCAGGAGCAGCGUGGCAUGCCGCUGGGGGUAUUACUCCGGAUCAACGGUAUCUUCAAGCUGUCACACAUCGCAUACUACUCAAGAUGGCACAAGAUGGCCCCGAGGCAGGGGUGAGCAUUGUCAACGCACGAGAAUACCUCGAAGAAAAACCUGCUCCUGACUCGGCGAUAUGGGGUAAGACAGUAGUAUCCAAGUUCCGCGAGAUGAGUCCUGGUGAAUACCCGCCCAAUUUCAACUGUGCCUGGGCCUAUGAGACGCUUGUUACAGAUCCUACGAGACAUAUGCCUUAUCUCAGAGAACAGGUUGAGUCUCUUGGGGGUCGCUUUAUCCGCCAACGUGUCGAGUCUCUUCAGGAACUGUAUGACAUGUUCCCCGAAUCAGGGGUAUUCAUCAAUGCAAGCGGCUGGGGCAGUAAAACCUUGACGGAUGUGCAAGAUGAUAACUGUUUUCCGGAGCGAGGGCAGAAUGUGUUUCUGGCCACUGAUCAAUGCAACACACUUCACUUCCGAAAUGGCAAGGAAUAUACCUAUGUGAUUCCUCGGCCUCUAUCCAAGGGGGUGGUCCUGGGUGGGGUGAAGCAACAGGAUAAUCUGUAUGGACAUCCCCACAUCUCCAAAACGAUCCACUCUAACCUCCCUAGGUCACCUGAAGUCGAUAUGGAUAUCGCGAGGGAUGAGAUUGCACGCGCGCAUCGGUUAGCGCCUGAAAUUGUCCCCGAACGCCCAGCUGCAGAUACGGUGAGCUACAUUAUUGGGAUCCGACCAUCCCGAAAAGGAGGGUUCCGUUUGGAUUCGGAGCGAAAGGGUAGUCGGGUGGUGCUCUCGGCGUAUGGGUUUGGAGGAGGUGGGUAUGCGUUUUCAUAUGGGAUUGCCGAUGCGUUGGUGAAGAUGGUAGAGCGGACGGAGCAUGAGACUGUGAUCUUGUAG
Messenger RNA from Penicillium psychrosexuale, 1110 nucleotides. Its product is annotated as FAD-dependent oxidoreductase. The record is from RefSeq and is a predicted model, not a curated record. NCBI's taxonomy places the organism in Eukaryota, Fungi, Ascomycota, Eurotiomycetes, Eurotiales, Aspergillaceae. The transcript is spliced from 2 exons. Bases 1 to 1110 code for a protein of 369 amino acids. Gene Ontology annotation, molecular function: D-amino-acid oxidase activity; FAD binding.